AUGAUCGCGCACAUGCGGACGGAGAUCUCGGCGCUGCACUUGCACCAGAGCGCCUCCUUCCGCACUGCGCCCUCGGCCUUCCGCACCAUGAUGUGGAGCAUCGCUGGCACCUUCCGAGACGCUGAGAUGCGGGGGAAGUCGCCGCAGGAGGUCUCCCUGCACAAGCUGUGGAUGAUAGGCUGCAAGAACGUCGCGGCCAUUUUGCGGUGCGCCUACAUGUUGCUGGAGAUGUGUCAGGCCACCGGCGGCCGCAGGUACAUUCUGGAGGCCUUCUCUGGACGCAUGUCCGCGCAAUCGCUGCUGCCCAGGAUCGUCACCAUGGUCUCUGCUUUGCAGACCCUCGGUAAGCGCUUCCACGGAAAGGUGGAUGUCUCUUGCGCGUUGCUGCCCAAGAAGUUCAUGAAGAUGUGCACUUCGGCCAUUCAAACCCUGCCACUUUGCCAGAGUCCUGAUGACAUAGAGAUCACCUUGGCCCCUCGUGAGCAAGACCGCCGCGAGCGUGAGCUGGCAACUCUGGACCGAGAUCGCAUGAGCACCAUGGGACUGAUAGGCUCCUAUGCCUGCAAAAUGGUGGUCCACCCCAUGCUGGGCUUGCUGCAAGUGGCCGGGCAAAGGCCCUUGGCCAAAGAGGAGGUUUUGGUGUGCAAGGAGUUCGCGCUGCUCACCACGUCCUUGGUGCAGAGUUUGUUCGACAACGAGAUGCGCUGCGUGUCCAGCUCCAACUCGCAGGGCCACGGUCACGGUCACCGCACCCAUGCAGCCUUGACCGACGGCAAGGCCGACGCCAAAGCCGAUGCCAAGGACAAGCCGGGCGAGAAGGAGAACGGGACGGAAGCGGUGGUGGCUCAAGGAGGAGCCACAGAGUCGCAGGUGGCUGAGGUGAAGGAGGUGUCCAAGAGCAAGUCCAAUGCGCUGUCCGAGGCCGCUAGGGCAGAGGUGGUGGAGGAGGUCAUCCCGGCGAUCAACAUCAAGGCCCUGGUGCAUUUGUUGCUCUAUGCCAUGCAUCAGGAGUCGAUCGCCUUCCGCCACGGCUCGAGGGCAGAGAUCCCGGUGCGCCACAUGUCCACCAUGGUCAACUGCAGCAUUGCCUCGCUGGCUUCACUCAUGAGCCUGACAGGCACCAGCCACAGCAAGAAGUUGCCCACAGAGGCGGGCGCGGAUCAGGGCCGGUCCUGCGACUACGACGUGUGCGAGGCGCUGUCCCAAGCCAUGACGGAGGGCUCGCAGCUGGUGCCCAAGGCUCGGCUGGCGCAGCUCCAGGCGGAGAGAAGUGUGGAUGCCCUGCGGCCAGUGGUGCAGCAGAUGAUCGAGGACGGCUCCUUCGAUACGGAUCGGAAGCUGUACCGCACCGAGCGCGUCAGCACCAUCGCCUACGUUUGGCUCAGAGACAGCGCAGAGAAGGAGAAGCGUCGGCUGCUGGUCACCACCACGCGCUUUCGUUUGGCCGUGCUCGAGCCCAGCGAUGCCUCCUUACCCGGCAGGUCAGAGCUUUGUCUCUCCAGGGGCGUGAGGGACAUGCGGGAUAUCCACCGCGGGGUCUUCCAUCGCAGGAUGCGGCAGCUGAUGCUGCUUCUUUGGGAAGAGGGAGCGGUUGAGGGCAAUUCCACGGAGGCGAUGAUCUUUGACAGUAGCCAGCGGCAGCGGUGGUUCGUGCAGGCCCUGCGACGAGUGCCCAGAGGUCGGAAGGAGUCGGAGGAGACGACCCGGCCCAGGAAGAACGCCAUGGGCAUCAUUUUGCGGAGCACUGGCAUCCUGGAGGUGACGCUGAACCCCGCGCCGCUGGGCUCGCUGCUGGAGACUUGCCAAGUUCGGCGUGGCGGUAUCCCUUUGGUAGGGGUCGCCUUUGUGGAGGGACAGGACUCAGAUCUGGAGCUCCUGGUGCUCACCCGGUGCAGCUUGACGGUCGUGCCGUUCCACAGCUUCUGGGGCAAACUCAGGCAAGGCGACGCUGGCUACUACGAGAAGGAUGAGAGCAUCAUCCAGUUGAGCAUGGAGACCGACUCAGAGGACGACCGGCUGCCUCCCUUCAAAGAGAACCUGGUCGCAGCCACCAAUGACACGGAAGAGAAGUGCGAGGCGAGGCAAGGGCCCUUUGACAUCGAGGAGCUUCAGGGAGUUUGGUUUCUGUCGGAGGCAGUUCCGAAGGUGCGGCUCCAGUUCAACUCCAUGCUGGAGGUCACCUUCACCAGCGACGGCGAGCGCCAGCGCUUCCGCCGGCAGCUGGCCUUUAUCCUGGCGGAGGAGUCGCACUCCCCACGGGGGAAGAAGCCGCAGGCGUGGACGGUGGUCCCCACGGACCAGCAGGACCUGAAGGCGAUCCAGAAGAGCGCCCAGCCCAAGGCCAAGGCCAAGGGGGGUCCGGUGUAA
Molecule: messenger RNA, 2367 nt
Organism: Effrenium voratum
Lineage: Eukaryota; Dinophyceae; Suessiales; Symbiodiniaceae
Source: the annotation of a GenBank genome assembly